Messenger RNA from Solanum dulcamara, 902 nucleotides. RefSeq names its product DNA mismatch repair protein MLH3-like. The record is from RefSeq and is a predicted model, not a curated record. The transcript is spliced from 6 exons. Lineage: Eukaryota; Viridiplantae; Streptophyta; Magnoliopsida; Solanales; Solanaceae. Bases 464 to 853 code for a protein of 129 amino acids.
UCAACAUUUUUAUGCAAUUGUAAAAAAAAAAACUUUAUUUAUGGUCUUGUAGUCUUGUUACUUUUUUCCCCAAUCUUUCAGGUUAGUUCCCAUGGAUUAUCUUUAUCUUAAUUUUAUCCAUUUUCUCCAUUCUUGAUUUAGUGUUCUUGCUCAUGGUUUUUUUUGAGCUGUUUGGCGAAAAAUCCAUUUCUAUAACUUUGUUUCAGAGCCAGCUGGGGACUUGAUGGCCAUGAAAAAAGUCUUACUGUAUAUGUAUUAAAGCUGAAGCAAUUAACUCUUGAUUAUAAACAAAAACAAUUUGGAUAAAUCUUGAUGUGUCGUAGUUAUGGAAAAUUACUUUGGAGUUGUCAAGGACGAUGAUCAGCAUCAUCAGAUGGAACUGCCAGCUGGAUUUCGAUAUCAAUUUCUUUGCUAUUGCUGUUGGUGCUGUAGAUUUGAACAAAACUGAACCUUGGGACCUCCAAUGUUGAGCCUUUUCAUUUAUUUGUUGGAAAUGGUUACUAAAACUCACUGGAGGCCAAAUGAAUAUCGUAAGGUUUUGAAGGACGACAAGUGUUUGUACCUUGGAUUGAUGAUUGUAGACAAGAGCCCAAAGAGGGUAUCACAUUCUCUGAAAGAGCCUCUACUAAGAAUUGCCCUUGUGCAUCUCAGUGUCUCCUUCAAAAUUGUUGAUAUUGAAAGUGAGUAUGACCUACUUUUCACACGUGCUUCUCCUUCCCCAUUACCGCUAUUUUCUAGUGGGUUUGGGAUUCAUCUGAGUUUCCUUAAUAAUUUGAAUGCAAUCGAUGGUUCAUUCAAGCUCAGCAGAUACAUCUUAGGUUGUGAUGCUUACACAGUGAAGGUCCUUCAAUAGUUCUAUACCAAUUCAAGAUUUGCUUCCAAAGGACCAAUACAUAAAUUAC